AUGUCUGACAGUAAAUCCUCCAAAACCGGGACAGAGUCAGUCCGUUCCCACAAACCACCAUCAAAAGCAGGCUCGUCAGCUAGCAUUGAACUGCUCAGAGCAAAAGCGAAGGCUGAAGCUGCUCAAGCAAGAGCCUCAUAUGCAAAGAGAGAAAUAGAAAUUAAAGUUGAGCAAGCACGCUUACAAGCCACUCUCGACGCGCUGAGAGCAGAACAAGAGAAGGAGGCUGCCAUAGCAGAAGCUAAUUCUUUAGAAGCUGGUCUACUUGAAUUAGGCUUCGAAACACGCAGUGUAGCUUAUGGGCCAUCCCUAUCUGAGAACAAAGAAAAACGCACUGCGCAGUACGUUUUGGAACAAACAGCUAUCAAUGCAGCAGAAUCAACAGCCCCAGUAAAAACUGAAUACAAAGACCCUGCACCUGCUCUUCAAGAAAUCGCUGUAAAAGCGGAAGAGAAAACAAACUGUGCUGCUACUCAUAAUGAACUGUACAAGCCCCUAUCCACCAGCUACAAAGAGUUUACCCCUCUUGUUCAGACACCAUAUAAAUCCAAUUGUGCUCACAGUGAACAUGCCCCGAGCCAACCGACUUACGACCUUGCCAAAUAUCUAGCCUGCAACCAGCUCAUUACUACAGGCCUUACCAGCUUUGAUGACCAACCCAUGAAUUACUGGGCAUGGAAAUCAUCUUUCAAAACCGCAAUUGCAGGGUUAGACCUUUCACCAGGAGAAGAGCUGGAUUUGCUGGUGCGCUACCUUGGUAAAGAUUCAGCCAAACAAGCCAAACAAAUGAGAGCUGUCAAUAUCAGAUGCCCUGGAGUUGGGUUAGCUAUGACUUGGGACAGACUUGAAGAAGUAUAUGGCUCCCCAGAAGCUGUAGAGCAAGCUCUCUUUCAAAAGGUCGACAGCUUCCCUAAAAUCACACUUAAAGAGCCUUAUAAACUCCGUGAUCUUGCUGACCUAAUGUUAGAGCUAGAGGCAGCUAAGCUGGAUGGUUACUUACCUGGCUUGUCCUACUUAGACACAUCAAGAGGGAUCCAAGUGAUAGUCGAAAAAUUGCCGUACAAUCUACAAGAAAAGUGGAUGAAUAUUGGCUCAAAGUACAAGCACGAUUAUGGCGUCAGCUUUCCCCCCUUUACUGUGUUUGUCAACUUCAUUCGCACUGAAGCCAGAACACGAACUGACCCUAGCUUCAGCGUUCGCAGCCCUAACCAACCCAUAACAACAGAACAAAGACACAUGCAUGAAAGGUUCCCCAAAGAGCCCAUAUCUGUUCACAAAACUCAAGUACAGGACAAGGCAGAUGCAGAAAAAUCCAAAUGUGCUGUGAAUCCAAAUAAACAGUGCCCAAUUCACAACAAGCCUCAUCCCCUGAAAAGGUGCAGAGGGUUCAGAGAGAAAUCCUUGGAAGAGCGCAAACAGAUUCUCAAAAAGUUAAACGUCUGCUUUCGCUGCUGCUCAUCUACUGACCAUCUAGCCAAGAACUGUGAAUCAGAAAUCACGUGCACUGAGUGUGACAGCAAGAAUCACAUUUCUGCCCUCCACCCAGGUCCAGCACCACGGGAGUCUAAAUCGCCCCCUUCCCCACAGCAAGGCGGGGAGAGUGACAAAGCAGACACCCAAGAAGUCACGUCUCGGUGUACUGAGGUGUGUGGAGAAGGAGUGAGCGCCAGAGAAUGUUCAAAAAUCACACUAGUGAAUGUAUAUCCUGCUGGACACAGAGAGCAAACAAAGAAAAUGUAUGCAAUCUUGGACGAUCAGAGCAAUCGAUCGUUGGCACGUUCCCAGUUCUUUGAUGUUUUUCAGAUCCAAGGAGAGAGUCGCCCGUACAUGUUAAAGACAUGUGCCGGACUCACAGGAGUAUCAGGAAGAAGUGCUUCCGGCUUUAUAGUAGAGUCAGCGAAUGGAAAAGCAAGUCUUCCUCUACCAACACUCCUCGAAUGUAACGACAUUCCAGAUAAUCGCUCUGAGAUACCGACUCCAGAAGCUGCCCAUCACCACGCCCAUCUACGACAGAUUGCUAACUUGAUCCCACCAUUAGACCCAAACGCCGACAUACUACUACUGCUGGGACGAGACAUGCUUCGAGUCCACAAAGUCCGGGAGCAAAUCAACGGCCCAGACGACGCCCCAUUUGCUCAGAGACUCGACAUGGGUUGGGUCGUGGUAGGUGAUGUCUGUCUUGAUGGAGUGCACAGACCCCCACACGUGAACAGUUAUAAGACUUUCAUACUGGAGAAUGGCCGUGCAAGCCAUUUUCAGCCAUGCAGCAGUCAAAUAACUGUUAAAGAGACAUUCACAAAAGCUCCUGAGCAUAGUCACAGCCCCUCAAGCAUUCAUGUAUCAGGAUGUAAUGUGGACAGCAUUGGUCAGCAGGUUUUCACAUGCACAGCGGAUGAUCACAGACUUGCACCAUCAGUUGAGGAUAUGCAGUUUCUCCAAAUAAUGGACUCAGAGUUCUAUCAGGGCAGUGACAAUAGCUGGGUUGGUCCUCUGCCCUUCCGAUCGCCACGACAACGGCUCCCGAAUAACAGACAACUAGCCUACGAUCGCCUUAUGUCACUCCGGCGCACUCUUGAAAAACGACCUGAAAUGAAAACACACUUUCUGGAGUUUAUGGAGAACAUGCUUACCAGAGGACAUGCUGAAGUGGCACCAGCUCUCAGUCAGAACCAGGAAUGCUGGUACCUCCCUUUGUUUGGAGUUUACCAUCCGAAGAAACCUGCCAAAAUUAGGGUCGUAUUCGACUCAAGCGCCCCAUAUGAAGGAGUCUCUCUCAACAACGUGUUGCUAACAGGCCCUGACCUCAACAACAGUCUUGUUGGGGUGCUCAUAAGAUUCAGAAAGGAGCAGGUGGCCAUAACGGCGGACAUUGAACACAUGUUCCACUGUUUUGUUGUCAAAGAGAGCCACAGAGACUUUCUCCGCUUCUUGUGGUACAAAGAUAACGACAUGUCAUCUGAAGUUAUAGAGUAUCGCAUGCGGGUGCACAUUUUUGGGAACAGUCCCUCCCCUUCUGUCGCCAUAUAUGGGUUGAAGAAAGCAGCAGCGACUGGUGAGCCAGAUUUUGGGAGUGAGGUGCGGACAUUCAUUGAGCGAGAUUUCUAUGUCGAUGACGCUCUCAAGUCAUUUUCUACUGAAGAAGAGGCUAUACAAGUUCUCCAACAAGCUCAACAGGCUCUUGCUUCCUCAAAUCUCAGACUACACAAAGUCAUCUCCAACCGACCUACGGUCCUAGAGGCUUUUCCACCAGAAGACAGGGCAAAAAAUAUUGGAAACUUGGACCUGUGUGCUCAAGACUUGCCAGUGCAACGCAGUUUAGGGCUGCUGUGGAAUGUUAACACGGACACUUUCACAUUCAAAGUUGAAAACGAGCAAAAGGCCUUCACGCGUAGAGGUGUCCUCUCUACCGUUAAUAGUCUCUACGACCCCCUAGGGUUUCUCGCUCCAAUCACAAUUCAAGGCAGGCUGAUUCUCAGAGAACUUACCAGCUUGAUGGAUGACUGGGAUGCAGCACUCCCAGACAACAUGAAAGCAGAGUGGAGCAUUUGGAAGGACUCACUUCGAGAUUUAGAAGGUCUCCAAAUACCACGCCCCUACACUUCUCUCUCCACAUCUGGCGCUCAAACCAAAAAACUUUGUGUAUUUGCCGAUGCAUCCGUGAAAGCCAUUGCAGCUGUCGCUUACAUCAAACUUUCUACUUCAAACGAAACAGAAAUCGGCUUUGUGUUUGGGAAAACAAAGCUAGCUCCUCAAGCCGGCCUCACAAUUCCAAGGCUAGAGUUAUGUGCUGCAGUGCUUGCAGUUGAAGUUGCGGAGCUGAUAGUAGCGGAAAUAGACAUCACCUUUGACGACAUUGAGUACUACACUGACAGUAAAGUCGUGCUAGGCUAGGCUACAUCCACAAUCAGUCACGAAGAUUUUAUGUGUACGUGCAUAACAGGGUCCAACGCAUCCUCCAAUCAACAUGCUCCAACCAGUGGAAACAUGUUCCAUCCGAACUCAACCCAGCAGAUUAUGGGUCCCGCUCUGUUGCAGCAGCGCACCUGAGCAGCACAACAUGGUUUAAAGGGCCGGCCUUUCUCCUCAAACCGUCUGCACAGCCACAAUCUCCAGUCACGUUUGACCUUGUGGAUCCCGCCCUUGAUACAGAAAUACGUCCGCUGGUGACAACAAAUCUGACACAAGCCACAAAGUCAACAGUAAGUUCACCUCAUUUUGAGAAGUUUUCCAACUACAGUCCUCUCCUCAGAGCAGUUGCCCGCUUGAUCCACAUUGCUCGUUCCUUUGGUCAAUCCAACCAAGCAUCCAGCUGUCGUGGUUGGCAUCUCUGUCAACCCACGGUGGAAGAAUUGGAAAAUGCGAAGGUUUGCAUCAUAAAGAGUGUUCAGAGUGAGUGCUACAAAAGGGAAAUAAAGUGUAUUCAGGAAGGAAUCAAGAUUUCCUCCUCAAGCAGUCUCUGGAAACUGCAUCCGAUUUUAGACAGUAAUGGACUCUUAAGAGUUGGGGGCCGGAUCAUACAAUCUGAACUGGGCAUCGACACCACUAACCCUCUCAUCAUCCCUGCCCGACACCACUUGGGAAUGCUCUUAAUUCGGCACUAUCACGAGACUGUGAAACACCAAGGAAGACAUUUCACAGAAGGUGCCAUUAGAGCUGCAGGGUUCUGGAUGGUAGGGGCCAAAAGGGCUAUCAGUUCAGUGCUUUUUAAGUGUGUCAUAUGCAAGAAAUUGAGAGGAAAAGCAGAAUGUCAGCAAAUGGGAAACUUACCAUCUGAACGAAUGCGAGUUGCACCCCCCUUCACAUAUGUAGGUGUAGACGUGUUCGGGCCAUGGGACAUUGUAACACGGCGCACGAGAGGAGGACAAGCUAGCUCUAAAAGGUGGGCCGUGAUGUUCUCAUGUCUGUCAACAAGAGCAGUCCAUAUCGAGUUGAUCGAAUCAAUGAGCACAGACAGCUUCAUAAAUGCUUUAAGACGGCUUUUUGCAAUCAGAGGCCCGGCAAGACAACUAAGAUCGGAUUGCGGUACGAACUUUAUCGGCGCCUCUCGUGAACUGAAAAUGGACAGAUCAAACAUGUCGGUCAAGGAUGUCGAAGGCUACUUAAGCAAACAAAACUGUUCAUGGAUCUUCAACCCACCACAUGCAUCCCAUAUGGGCGGUGCCUGGGAGCGAAUGAUUGGGAUUGCCAGGCGUAUCCUUGACUCUAUGUUACGGGACUGCAAAAGAGCACUACUAACACAUGAACUGUUGUCAACAUUCAUGGCAGAAGUCUGCGCCAUCAUAAAUGCUCGCCCUCUGAUUCCUGUGUCCACUGAUCCUGAGUCACCUCUCAUCCUCACACCAUCAAUGCUGCUCACGAUGAAACCAGACUCAGCAACGCCACCCCCCGGUGACUUUGGAAAGGGGAUACUUCUGAAAGAAUAAUGGAAAAGAGUACAAAGUCUCGCUGACAUGUUCUGGUCCAAAUGGAGACGGGAAUACCUUCAUACUCUUCAGUUGCGACACAAAUGGCAGGACAAGAAACAAAGUCUCAAGGAAGGGGACAUCGUUCUGCUCAAAGAUAUUCAGGUGAAGAGGAGCGAUUGGCCCAUGGGCGUCAUAACCAAGACUUUCCCAGGGAAAGAUGGACUUGUCAGGAAAGUGGAAGUAACUACUUCUCACUCAGGCAAUAAGAAGACUUUCUCUCGUCCUGUAACAGAAGUAGUUUUGCUGCUGUCCCCCGAAAAGUUUAGUGACUGACAAUUUAAUGUGGGAUUGUUAUAAUCCCAGGCGGGGAGUGUUAUGUUACUGCUUGGUUAAUUUCAUGUUUCAGAUGUUAGUAAAAUGUGCCACCCUGUGGCCCCUUUAAGUUGAUAUUUUAUGACAGUAGAAGAAGAGUUAAACAGGAAGUGGAUGUUUUCUUGCUAUGCUGUUUCAAGAUGGCCGCACCACAUUCAUGUCCUUCUUUUGGGUGUUUGUUAAAGCAUUGUCUUUUCACAAAAUGAAAGAACCAGUAAACUUCAUAAGAUCUCAUCUAUUGUCUGGAGUUCCUGGGUUCAUGUUUAGCUGUUUGGAUAGCUAGUCAGACUUCUAGCGAGGCCAUUUACA
This is a messenger RNA of Oreochromis aureus, 6086 nucleotides long. RefSeq lists its product as uncharacterized. The coding region runs from base 1 to 3891 and encodes 1296 amino acids. Lineage: Eukaryota; Metazoa; Chordata; Actinopteri; Cichliformes; Cichlidae. The record is from RefSeq and is a predicted model, not a curated record. The transcript has 2 exons.